Alosa alosa (allis shad) is the source of this 5646-nucleotide messenger RNA. Its product is annotated as regulator of G-protein signaling 3-like. Gene Ontology annotation, biological process: signal transduction. Gene Ontology annotation, cellular component: plasma membrane; nucleus. The record is from RefSeq and is a predicted model, not a curated record. Lineage: Eukaryota; Metazoa; Chordata; Actinopteri; Clupeiformes; Clupeidae. Gene Ontology annotation, molecular function: protein binding.
CAAUAGAGGGGGUCCUAACAGAGGCUCUAACACACAGAAGCUCCACAGCCCAGGUGAAGCUCGCCGUGGUCAAGACCUCCCUCCGGAACAGGAGCACAGAACCGGGGCCUGUGCAGAGGGGCGCAGAACAGUGGCCAGAGCGGGAGAAGAACCCAGAACUGUGUCACAUGAGGAGGAACCCACGACUAAGAAAGGGCACGGAACGAUGUUCUAUGAGGGAAAUUGAAGGACAUGCACCCAAGAGGAAGACCUUAGAACCCAGUUCCAUUAGGCAGAAUAUGGAGCCUGUUCCGGUUAGGGGAAACGGAGAACCUGCUCUGUUUAGGAGCGCCACAGAACCGGGGACCCUGCAGGAGAACCUAGAACCCACUCCAAAAAAGAAGAGGAAGGUCCAUCCCUCUGGCUUCAAGGGCAGAGGCCAUCUGAAACUGUCCGUCUCACCUGAGAAUGGCCGUCUCUUUGUGCACGUCUUGGAAGCCAGGGGUCUUCAGAGGAGCCGCUACAGACCAUGUGACUCAUACGUGAAGCUGGCCGUGGUGCCUGAUGCUGACCACACCAAGCGCUGGAGGACUAGAACCAUCCUGGACUGCAGGGCGCCGACCUUCAACGAAACCUUUGUGCUGGACCUGGGAGUGGAGGACCACCUCAAGAGGCUACUGGUGACCGUCUGGAACCGCAGCAGGACGUCCAGACGCAGUGACCUCUUGGGCUGCAUGAGUUUUGGAGUGCGUUCGCUCAUCACUGCACAGAAGGUGAUUGGCGGCUGGUAUUAUCUGCUGGGGGAGGAGUUGGGGCGCAGCAAACAUCUGAAGGUGGCCGCCCGGCGCAUCAAAAGACCUGCUGAACCGGCCGUCUCAAGCCAUGUGGGAGCCCACGCCGGACCAGACCCAGCCAGCGCCGAGAACAUGCAGUCCCUCAGCGUGACCGUCCUCAGAGGAAAAGAUGGCUAUGGAUUCACCAUCUGCUCAGACUCACCAGUGCGCGUCCAGGCUGUGGACCCAGGUCAGUGUGUGUGCUCAGACUCACCAGUGCGCGUCCAAGCUGUGGACCCAGACUCACCAGUGCGCGUCCAAGCUGUGGACCCAGAUGUGGACCUCGCCCACGCCAUCAGGAGUUGUCGUAGUGAGAUCACUAUGGUGGUGUGGCGCACAGGGCCCGUUAUGAAGCCCUACUUCGAGGGUCUCAUCCACCAGCCCUCCUACAAGACCUCCGCCUACGACACGCUCUCGCCCAUGGCCAAGAAAGUGGACAAGACGCCCCCUCUGCUGUCCAACCCCCUUGGCCAGAGGAACAGCCGCAAGAAGAAGUCCGGGGUCACAGAGGGGUCGGCGGGCAUGGAGGGGUCAGGGGGGUUCCUGGACGGAGCCUGGCCCUGGAGGGACAAGAGGGUGGAGGACAACGACUACAAGACCCGAACGACAACGCUGAAGGGAACGCGUGUGACCUCAUCAAACGGGGACAACUACAUCAUCCUCUCACCCGUCAACCCGGGCAACCAGAUAUUGCAGCCGGUGUAUUCUGACAACAAUGGCACUAUCGGAACGUUGGGGCGUAUCUACCAGACGCACCCCAGUCGUGGGAUGGCACAGAGUGGCCCGUUCAUGCCGGACGCUGCGGGCACCCUCUCCAGAGGCAAUGUCCGGCGCUCCAUGACCAGCAAGACCGUCCUGCCCUCCGUCCUGCCCUCGACUGCCCCGCCGCCCUCGACCUCGUCCUCAUACCGGCACAGCUUCGCCAACUACCAGAACUGCACCAUCGUCCAGUCACACCUGCCGCACUCCACCUACGGAACAUACGUGGCCAUGACCCCCAAGAUCCUCAUCUUCCCCGUCUUCGUGCAGCCUCUGGACCUGUGCAGUCCUGAACACACUCUGCUUCUCUCAGAGGAGAUGAUUCUUCACGACAGCAAACACCUGUCCAUCAAGGCCACAGUCUUCAUUUACACUGACCUGAUGCUGUUGACUCGUGAGGACGAGCCUGGCCGAUGUAACGUGCUCCAAAGCCCCCUCUACCUGCAUCAGAUGAAACUGCAGGACGUUCCUGCUGACAAGAUGCGUCUCUACAUCACACACAGGACUGAGAAAGGGGAGAGCUUGCUGAGCUUGGAGGCGUUCUCUGCGGAGCAGAAGCGGAGGGUUCUCCAGUGUCUGAGGGAGAACAUCAGCAAACAGCUGCAGCACAGGGACCGACUGGCCCGCGAGCAGCCCCAGCCUGUUGAGAGGAGUGUUGCGGGUCUCCUGCCGUUUUCCCCCGUGCCCCCCCCCGCUGACGCCUCCUGCCCUCCGUGUUUGCCCUCUUGCCCCUCGGCCUCCCCGGGGAUGGACCGCGCCCGCGCCGAGCGCUUCCUCUUCCCCAAGACGCGAUGCCCCCUAGUGGAGAGCGACCUCUGCCAACCCCCUGCCCUGCCCCCCCUCCCCUCCCUGUCUCUGACCCCCCCGCAGAGGGUGGAGCGGCCCCCGGGAGGCGCUGACGCGCUGCUGUGGAGGAGGAGGCAGGAGGAGACGGAGCAGGAGGCGCCGGUGGGGGAGCGGCAGGAGGAGGCGCAGCAGCAGCAGCAGCAGGAGGAGGAGGACGCGCAGCAGAGGGAGCAGGGCGAGGGAGAGAGCGCCUCGGAGACGGUGAGCGUGUGUGUGCGCCCCACCUCCUCCUCCUCCUCCUCCUCCUCACCCCUCACGGCGCCCAAGCUGUGCCUGGCGCACUCCUGCAGCGGUCAGCCCCUAACGUCCCCCUCCACCGACGAGGACGAAGACGAGGAGGAGGAGGAGGACGACAGCGAUGACGGCUACCUGACGAAGCGGUGCAGCGUGGCCGAGGCGUCUCCCGUGGCAACGCGGGGAGGUCAUGAGGAGCUGAUGACCGCUGCACACACGCUGCACCGGCGCACACACAGCGAGGGCAGUCUGCUGCUGGAGCCGCGGUCACCUCGCUUCAUCUCAAAGCCCGCCUUCAUCUCAGACCCCGCCUUCAUCUCAGACCACGCCCAGCGCUGCAGUGACCCCGCCCAUCAGCCGUCCUGGGCCCCGCCCUCUCCGAACACACUCAGGAAGCAGCUGACCUGCGGCCAGGGCUCCGCACACAUUUGCAUGCUGCUGACCGGGAGACGGGUGUGUACUGAGGUCACCUGCAGGUGUGAUAUGGGACGAGGAGGUCUCAAGAAGAAGUCCAAGAGCCUGAUGGACAGCCGGGGAUGGACGGAUAUGGAAGAACCGGCUGGACGUUUAGUCUUGAAGAAGAAGAAGGACCACGAGAGACGCAGUCGUGCGAGGAAGAUGGACAAGAUGCUCAAGUCUGCCCGGCCACCUGCAGAAGAAGCCCUCCAAUGGGGCGAGUCCUUCGACCAGCUGCUGGCUCACAAAUAUGGAGUUGCGGUGUUCCGUGCCUUCCUACAGACGGAGUUCAGUGAAGAGAACCUGGACUUCUGGCUCUGCUGUGAGGACUUCAAGCAGAUCAAGUCUCAGUCCAAGCUGGUCUCCCACGCCAACAAGAUCUUCGCUGAGCACAUCUCCAUACAGGCCUGCAAGGAGGUGAAUCUGGACUCGUUCACACGGGAGCAGACGCGGGAGAACUUGGAGAAUGUGACGGUGUCCUGCUUUGACCUGGCGCAGUCGCGCAUCUGCGGCCUGAUGGAGCGCGACUCCUAUCCUCGCUUCCUCCGCUCUGACCUCUACAUGGAGCUGACCAAUCAGAUGAGACCGAGCUCCAUGUCCGACCUAUCCUGAGCCUGUCCUCGCAUUGACCCCAAGCAUCACGGUGCCACCUUCACUACGCUCCACAACAUCUGGACGGGACUGCAGGGGUGUGUGUGUGUGUGUGUGUAGCAGCAGGCCAGGCUGUUGACGUGGGAAUCCUGAGUUGCAGGCAAACAUGAGCAAGUGCUGCUGCUGCUGCUGCUGCCAAUCUGUUUUUAGUCCACAGUGCCCCCCUGUGGCCCGGAGUACUGAUCAGGGAGAGACUCAGGCAGCAGGCUAACAGGAGGAGCCCGGAGGUGACAGGAGCCAGCGGAGGGAGAGGGAGGAGGAGUGGAGGAGGAGUGGCUGUUGGGAUGGCGUCUGUCAGAGUGACGCAGAGAGAGUCAAGGUCAUGUCGAGUCAAGGUCAUGUCGAAUCAGUGAGGGGGCAGGUGAGGUACUGUUUUUGGGAAGUCUGUCCGAUGUUUUGGCAAAUGGAGUUUAUUUUUGGUACAAUGAAUUAACCAGAAUUCCCAGCGACCCCCAUCAUCACCGUCCAGUCUGACUGAAGGGGUUGGUGACAUCUGUGUCCUCUCUGCGAGGCUCCGACUAAGGUUCUAACUAAGGUUCUGACUAAGGUUCUUUGGGUUCAAGCCUACGUGCAGCUGACCCUCUGAUCAUGCGCAGAUGAAAUGAGUUAUCUGCACUGGAUUGGAUGGGAAGUUGGUUCUCUUUACAUAGUCAUGGUUCUUUACGUAUAUCACACAGAAAAGCUGGUUAUUUCUUGCACACACUAAAAGUGGAGGGCAGAAAUGUUUUUAUUUGUUUUCUUUUUAAUAUAUUUUAACUUUUUUGUAUUUCGAUAUUAUAUUUUAAUAUUUUCACCCAAAUCUCGCCCUGUCCUAGUUCUGUUGUAUCUUUGCUGGAUCUUAGUGUUGGCUGUCCACUGGCUCUGAUCCGCCUCAAAAACACACAGGGUCAUCUUCAGCCUCAUCCUCAUCCUCAUCCUCAGCUUCAUCGUCAUAUCAAGUGCAAUACAGACGUUGUUAUUCACGAACAUGUACAGAGAGGGUUUAGAGAAGCAUAUGGCACAUGGGCGCUACUAAUGACUAAUGUAAACAGUCUCCCCAGAGGGAGCAGGACACACUACAGGAUCUAUAGGGGCAGCACUAACUGACCCAUUUCUAAUGUAAAUAUAUAGUGGGAACACACAUGCAUAGACUAACAGCUGUUUUGAGUCUAGCUGCAUCAGGUUUGUGUAGGAUGGAGGAUUUGACCCAGCCAAGGGGUUGUGUAUCUGACCCAGCCAAUGGGUUGUGCUCCAGGACAAGCACAAUAUAGACCCUUUCAACUAGAUAAACAAACGUGCGUUCCUAUAAAAAACAACAUUAAGCUAAUGGUAACUUGAGAAAAAAAAAAAAAAAUAAGUUUUUAAAGUCAACAUUGUAUAGGGCAAUACGUUUAAGUCCAAUUUAUUUUCAUUUCAAAGUGUCUGCGCUGGUUUUGAGCGUUUCCACCUGAAACCCUCUGAAAAGGUUGAAAGGGUCUAUAGUGGCGGUGUUGUUUGGGCCUGUUCACGGUUGUUUUUAGAAUGCGUAUUGGUGAUCCAGUCAAAAGUGGUUAGCCGAGAUGUUGCUGACCGCUUGUGUUUAGAUCCCACUUUUGCCAACGUCACAUUCAUUAGAACUCCCAUUGUCCAAGACGCAUCAGAACGUUAGCGUUUACAAUACAAAAGAUAUGUGGUCAAAGGCAUCAGAACGUUAGUGUUUACAAUACAAAAGAUAUGUGGUCAAAGGCAUCACAGGCCACCACGGCAAGAGGUUUGAGUGAUCAGAUCACAAUGAGACUUGGUGAAUGUUUACACCAAGUUUACACCAGUGUUUCCCAAACUUUUUUUCUGGGGACCCACUUUUUAAAAAUGACAGACUAUUGCGACCGAACUCAUGACUGUGGUAGUUAACAAACUAGAUCCUAAUAGA